GCUGCUGGGAGCUGGUAAUGUCUCUCUCCUCUCAGUGUGCAGUUGGUAUUUUUGAGCCGAACACAGUCACCCAGGUCUCUGGGUUCUCUCCUCUAAGCCAGCUGGUCUGGCUUUAUACCUUCUUCUAGUCUUCUUGUACUGUUCUUUUACUCCUUUGUUCCAUUUCAUCCCUUCUUUUCUGAGCUAAAGGAUAGAGUGAUCUGACCCUCAGCUGGAGCUGUAGGGAACCUUCCUGGGGAAGAUAAUACAAGCAGCACUGGUGCUCUGUAAACCUAUGGACCUGAGGCCCUUAGAGACCACCCCGAUGGAACACUCAGACACAGACUGACUGACACAGAUGAGAAAGAGAUUGAGAUAAAGCCAGAAGGAGAGAGAAAAGCGAAAAACUGAAAUGCAUGCAGGAGGAUCUGGGGCUGAAGCUUUGACAGAACAGAAGGAAGUGCAAGUAAUUGACUGGAGCGAAUGCCAGAGGACGUGAGAGGAGACAAAUAAAGAGAAGAGCUGUGAGGAUUUAGACAAGAGAAGAAUAACAGGACUUUUUGGGAUAGGAGAGAAAGAGAAGGAGAGACGAUGGGGAGAAAAAAGAUCCAGAUAGCACGGAUUAUGGAUGAACGCAACAGACAGGUGACGUUCACCAAGCGGAAGUUUGGCCUGAUGAAGAAGGCGUAUGAGCUGAGCGUGCUGUGCGACUGUGAGAUCGCCCUCAUCAUCUUCAACAGCACCAACAAGCUGUUCCAGUACGCCAGCACUGACAUGGACAAGGUCCUGCUCAAAUACACAGAGUACAAUGAACCACACGAGAGCAGGACUAACUCUGACAUCGUGGAGACUCUGCGAAAGAAGGGUCUAAAUGGCUUUGACAGUCCCGACAUCGAGGCAGACGACUCUGCUGGUCAGAGCCCUGAGUCAGAGGACAAAUACCGCAAGAUCAACGACGACAUCGACCUCAUGAUCAGCAGACAGAGACUCUGUCAGGCUCUCCCCCCCUCUAACUAUGACAUGAUUGGCUCCAUCCAGGGCCAAAAUAACAGCGGACUACUCUACUCUCAACCUGGGGCGGGGGGGUCCUUAGGAAACCACAAUCUGCUGCCCCUCUCACACACACACACUGGCCUGCAGAGGAACAGCAUGUCGCCUGGACUCCAACACACACACCGACCCCUCAGCGCUGGAAAUGCAGGAGGGAUGAUGGGUUCAGAGCUGUCUAACACGGUCUCUAACGCUGGUAAUGGUAGCUAUGGUAACCACCGCAACUCUCCGGGGCUUCUGUCUCCUGGAUGCGUGGCCAAAGGCAUGCAGGCCAAGACUCCACCCCAGAUGGCCUCCAUGACCCUGAGUGGUAACCGCAAGCCAGACCUCCGUACGCUGCUGCCCCCUGGCAACAAAAACAACGUGCCCUCCGUUAACCAGAGAAUAAACCACUCCCAGUCAGCCCAGUCUUUGGCUACUCCUGUGGUCUCCAUAACAACACCUACUCUGCCCGGGCAGGUUAUAGGAGGGUACCCCUCUGCCCUCUCCACCUCCUAUGGCACAGAGUACUCUCUGGGUGACCUGAGCUCUCUGUCAGGGUUUGGAGGGAACGGCUCUGGAUCACUUCACCUGGGAUCAGUAACAGGCUGGCAGCAACAACAGCUACAGAACAUGCAGCACUCAGCACUAGGACACAUGGGAAACCUUUGUCAGAACUCCAACCUCAACCUCCAGAAUGCCCAUCAGAACCUUCACAUCAAGUCAGAGCCCGCCUCCCCGCCCAGAGAUCGAGGCAUCGGAUUUGUCAGCGGAGGGAUGGGGGCCGUGUCCCAGGGCUACCCAACAAAUCUGGGCCCAGCAGAAGCAGGGCGGUCUCCUGGCAACAGCCUAUCCAGCUGUGGGAGCUCAUACGACGGCAGCGACCGCGAGGAUCACCGCGGAAAUGACAACUUCCUGCUGCGCCCGAUGUCCAAUCAGGAGGAGCGCCAUAGCCCGUCCGUCAAACGCAUGCGCCUAUCAGAAGGCUGGGCUACAUGAUAAGGCCCGCCCCUGAUUCACAGAGGGGGAGGGGCUUGUGUAGAGUUACCUUUAGUGUUACUAUGACUAUUAUUAAUCCAGUGUCCAAAAUGGUACCCUAUUCCCUACAUAGUGCUCUUGCCAAAAGUAGUGCACUUUAUAGGGAAUAUGGUGUGAUUUCAGAUUUGGCCUAUAUUCUUCUUGUGCAGAGUGAGAGUGUUCCACUAUAACAGGGACAUUAUAUACAGGAGUGUGUGGGGGGGUUAUAACAGUGACAUAGACUGUGUCUGAAAUGGCACCCUAUUUCCCAUGUAGUGCACUACCUUUGGCCAAAAGUAGUGCACUACAUGGGAAAUAGGGAGUUACUUGAGACAGCAGUGACAUACAGGAGUGAGGGUUGAUAUGGUGUGGGGGAGUCAGUGUUGGAGGGUGGGUGCAGCGUUGCUUGUGUUGUGUGUUUGUGAGGGAGGGAAUACCUAAAUUAAUAUGUACACUAUGUAAACUAACUAAGAAAGGUUGAAGAUGUCUGGUACUCUGUAUGGCCAAGCUACUGGUGAGUUCAGUAAUGUACUAGGAGACACAAGGACAGGCACUGAGGAGUGGACACGUCAUGGUGUGUUUGUGUGUGUGUACGUGUGUGUAUGUGUGUGUGUGUGUAUGAAUGAGUGUCUACAUGUGUGAAUGUGUGCACACUGGUGUGUGUGUGUGUGUGUGUGUACUAUGUACUACCUAGGCCUAGUCUGCAGAUGGCUGACUAGCAGACAGAUAGUGUGAGUGUUCACUACAACUCAUGCAUGUUGCAGGUUCAACGUAUUAAUGUAUAUAACGAGGGAGGAUAGGUAGAGAAAGAGAGAGAACGAGAAAGGGACAGACUGAUAGAGGAAGGAAGAAAGAGAGAGAUGGAGGGA
Messenger RNA from Coregonus clupeaformis (lake whitefish), 2894 nucleotides. It is a transcript of the gene mef2ca, whose product is annotated as myocyte enhancer factor 2ca. The transcript is spliced from 10 exons. Bases 571 to 2007 code for a protein of 478 amino acids. The record is from RefSeq and is a predicted model, not a curated record. Lineage: Eukaryota; Metazoa; Chordata; Actinopteri; Salmoniformes; Salmonidae. Gene Ontology annotation, molecular function: DNA-binding transcription factor activity, RNA polymerase II-specific; RNA polymerase II cis-regulatory region sequence-specific DNA binding; protein dimerization activity. Gene Ontology annotation, biological process: positive regulation of transcription by RNA polymerase II.